This is a messenger RNA of Colletotrichum destructivum, 2496 nucleotides long. Its product is annotated as Putative amidoligase enzyme. The transcript has a single exon. The record is from RefSeq and is a predicted model, not a curated record. The coding region runs from base 1 to 2496 and encodes 831 amino acids. NCBI's taxonomy places the organism in Eukaryota, Fungi, Ascomycota, Sordariomycetes, Glomerellales, Glomerellaceae.
AUGAGCGUCCGUAUCCACCUAGAGUUCGUCGUCAGGGUCGACGCCGCCGUGUCUCGGCAGACGAAAGAGACAACCUACAAGCCCGAAGACCCCGGGGCGAAGAUCUCGGCCCGCCUCCGCAAGAUGGGAGUCCCUGCUUCGAACACCCUGGGUGACGUUGACUGGUUCGUCCAUGUCGACCAGGGGAUCAUCCACCUCGGCAAGACGACCUGGCGCCUCGCCCACGUCAGCUCGCCCUUCAUCCCGCUCGACUCUCGUCUGACCUUCACCGUUGCUUCCGUCUGCUCGGCCCUCCAAACCGACAACGAUCUGAAGAUCGGGCUCAACCACCUCCCCCGUCUCGGCGUUGAGAUUAAACCAGAUAACAGCGUCUUCACAGUCAUCGAGGCCCAGCGAACUCUCGCCCUCCUCUGGUCCGCGGGUCCGCGCCUCAGCACCCUUCACGCCGAGUACUGCGGGGUUGGCUCGGCCGUGGCCCCUGGCCUCGAGUUCUCCCGUCUCGCCAACACCAGCAAACGCUUCUUCUUGCCGCCGAUUGACUUGCCCCACGAAAUCAGCCUGAAGAGGGAAUCGAAGGAGACCAUGUCCAACCACGGAUUCUCCGGCAAGGUUCAAGUAUGGGUGCCCACCCAGACCCGCGGCACUUCGCUCGAAAACCACGCCAUCCGGUCAAUCAAGGGAGGCCUGUCUACCAUGGAGGAUCUGGUCGAGGGGACGAGGGUCUACGUGAAGAAGAGCAAGGAUGACGAGGCCCGCGUUACUCGCGGCGCCUACGACUUCACCAGCCUCCUUCAGCCCGACAACCAUUCCAUCCGAUUUAACCAGCACGGCGGGACGAUGAACGCGAGGGCGAUUGUCGCUUGGGCGGAGGUAUGUCAUACCAUCGUCGACUUCUGCAAGAACGCGCCUCAAAGUCUGCUGCAAUCUCUGUUGGAACGGCUGAGCCGUCCGUCCGUUGCGAGCUCUGAAACUGCUGAAUCUGCUUCCUCUAGACCGUAUACCGUCUUCGACCUCCUCGUCGACCUCCGGCUUCCGUCUCAGGCGGCCUACUACAAAUCGCUCGGCCCGAACCCCUUCGUCCCCGAGCUGACCAAGCGCAUGUCCGUUGAUAUCUUGGAGAGGGAAGGCGUCCAGCACCAGACCUUCGGCGUCGAGAUUGAAUACCUCGUCCCGUACAACAGGGUCGAGCAUCCGGAUGCUCGUCCGGACGACCGUCGAUGGGUCUACACCCACCCGGCGGCCCGAGUGUCCCCGUUCAACUCGGCCUACUCCGCCUUGGGAAACCGCCUCGCGAGGCUCCUCACGGGCGCCGGCCACCUCGGCGUCACCUUCGACAGCCAGUUCAGAAGCUGGGGACCUACCAUCCCGAUGGGGAGCAAAGCCAACAUCGCCAAUAUCGCUCAGAAGAUGGGCUACCCCUUGAUCCGCUUCGUCGACGACGUCGAUUCCAUCCACCAGAUCUGGCACAUCCACAGCGACCCCUCCCUCUCCAACUUCCAGAACGGCGAGUUCGGCUACGGGGGCCACGUCGGCGUCGAGCUCUCGAGCCCCAUUCUCCGCCCUACCCCCGGCGACUUUGGCAAGGUCAUUGACGUCUUGCAGUUGAUCCGGGCCAGCACGCGGUCGAUGACGGACCCCACCUGCGGGUUCCACGUCCACGUCGGCGACGUCCGCGGCUUCUCCCUCCGCUCGAUGAAGAAGAUCGCCACGCUCGUUUGGGCGGCCGAGCCCGUCUUGUACAGUCUCGUCCACCCCUCGCGCUCCGACUUCGAGACGGCGGCGCCCAUGAGCACGCAAUCGGCCCUGGCCGAGGAGGAUGUGCUGGACAAGUACGACUCCGACGUGAGCACCGCGGCGUCGACCGACAUGGAGGCCCACUUGCCCAUGGAAGUGAUGCCGCAACGUCUUCAAGACAUGAUGCUGGCCCUCUGGUCCGCCAAGAACAUUCCCGACAUCCUCGGCCUCCUCCAGCCCGGCGACGACGGCCACAAGGGCGGGCUGUCCUUCGCCAGCAUGACGAGAACCUACUUUGGGGACUCGACUGAGAUAACUUCCAUCUACCAGGGCACAGUGGAGUUCAGGCAGCUCGAAGGCACGCUGGAUCCGGAGCUGAUCAUGUACUGGACGAAGCUGGUGCUGCGAAUCGCUGAGGUGGGGAGGGACAUGCCGGCGGCUAGGUUUUCUGCGGCGCUGAGCAAGAUCGUCAAGAAAUACCCCACCGAAAGGGAGAGGCUUUCGGCCUUGUUGGAGGUGCUCGGGCUGGAGGAGCAUCUCACGUACUGGGGCAGGGCCGUGGCAAAGAACAAGGCUCAGGCUCUGGCAACAGCACCUGCAAAGGGGUCGGAGAGGAAGAGGUAUCAGCUCCCUGACGAAGUGUCACAGUACGGGUACGAUGAGAGGAACGCAUUCCUACGCGCCUUUUUUGAGGACAACAUGGUUUUUGUCCCGGAGACGGACGAAACUGCCUUCAAGAAUGCCAAGAACCUCAGCUUGUAA